ACGACCGAAGGCUAUUUGAGCGCUCCAAGACGCAGCAACCUGCCAGAUCCUGGAGAGCUUGGAGAGUCGCACUGCUUCACUGAACAGAGCUUGUAGGAAAUCCCAGCUGCAGACAUGGGUCGUCAGGAGGGCGACUACGCCUGGAAGAAGAACACGGAAAACAUCCAGGAGAUUUUUGACUUCAUUGAAGAGUUGGGAUCGGGGGCGUUCUCUGAGGUCUUCAUGGUGAGAGAGCGGAAGACAGGAAAGACGUUCGCUAUGAAAUGUAUAAAGAAGAAAAAGAAGAGGGACAUCAACCUGGAGAACGAGAUCGCUGUGCUGAGAAAAAUCCAGCAUGAAAAUGUUGUUGGGAUGGAAGAUUUCUACGAAAGCCGGACGCAUUACUAUCUCAUCAUGCAGCUCGUUGCAGGUGGCGAAUUGUUUGACCGUAUUCUGGACCGAGGCGUUUAUUCAGAGAAGGACGCCAGCAGGGUGAUCCAGCAGGUGCUGGAGGCCGUCGGCUACCUGCAUCAAAACGGCAUCGUCCAUCGAGACCUCAAGCCAGAGAACAUCCUCUAUUACAGCCAGGAUGAGGACUCUAAGAUCAUGAUCAGUGACUUCGGCCUGUCAAAGAUGGCGGAAAAUGGCAUCAUGUCUACAGCCUGCGGAACCCCAGGUUACGUAGCGCCUGAAGUUCUAGCACAGAAGCCCUACAGCAAGGCAGUAGACUGCUGGUCCAUUGGGGUUAUUACCUACAUCUUACUCUGUGGUUAUCCUCCGUUUUAUGAAGAAAGUGAAACCAGACUCUUUUCCAAGAUUAUGAAGGCGCAGUAUGAGUUUGAUUCACCCUUUUGGGAUGAUAUAUCAGAAUCUGCAAAGGAUUUCAUUCGCAACAUGAUGCAGAAGAACCCCAGCAUGCGUUACUCCACAGAGCAAGCUCUCAGACAUCCUUGGAUUAUCGGAAAGACGGCCCGCAGCCAAGACAUCUACUACUCCGUCAGCAUUCAGAUCCAGAAGAACUUUGCUAAGUCCAAGUGGAAGCAGGCCAUCAACGCCGCUGUAGCGAUCAACCACAUGAAGAAGCUGCAGAUGGCCAACACAGAGCAAACCCUGAGGAGGGUCAGCGUCCCCGACAUCAAAGUCAGCGACCUGUCUUCACCAAGAAAGCACUCCAAACAUCUGGAUCCAGAGAAGCCAGAACCCAAGAAGGAAGACGUCAACGGGAACAUCAGUGAGACGCAUCACAUGUCUCUGCCCACAAGCCACGUGGAUCUGAAGAUCCCCUUCCACCCGCUGAAGGCCACUCAGAGCCAGGCCCCCGGGCACCAUGCGCCCUCUAUAGCCGAGCAGGGGAAGAACGUGUACCACUCAGAGCCAGCCAACCUGAACGGAUACGCUAAAAACCGGAACGGCAAGACUUUACAGACAGGCGUUUGCUCUAUGAUGUGAAAGCUGGGAGACGUUUCAUCUGGAAAAAAACGAUUUUAUGGUCAGUGCUGCUGUUGUGACUCAGCAGGAUGCCUCAUGUCUCAUGUCAGCAGCUCCUUGUUGCUCAGAGGAAGAGGAGGUUGACUCCGUCGUGGACCUAAGCGGUUUGCACCAUCCACAGUCUGUGGGGCUUUUGGUCGGAAAGAGUGCCAAUAAAUACCCCCCCACGCCCACCCUCACCCUCCAAUUAAACAUUCAUCCAAGUGGCAGAAUCUGUCCAUCACCGAUCCAAAGGAAGGAAUGAUGGGCUGCAUGUGAGAGUCCCUGACCUCCAGGAAUUCAAAGUUUCCUUUAAGAGAGAAAACUUCAUUUGUUUGAUGUAUGUUUGCUCGUUUUCCAAAAUGAUUAUUUAAAAUAUAUAAAGCGCACGCAGAAAAGAGAUGAUAAUGUCCAUCCACUUCUGUAAAUAAGGAAGCUGUAAACCCUCCAUGAUUUUUUGAAAAAGUGCUCUAAGCUUCUAGAAAGCAACUAUGAUGUAAAUCUUUUGUUUUUAUUCCUCCUGUGUUUGUUUCUUUCUUUGCUCAAGCAAAUUAAUCACAUUAAGACUUAAAGUAUGAUUAAAAUGCUAAUGCAUAGUUCUGACAAGCCAUCGGCGGAUUCAAACCUAAAAGUUGAUCAUUAUUUUUAGUAAAAACUCAACUUGUAAAAUGUGAGGAUGUGUUUUUUUGUUUUUCUUGAAUCCUGUGCAGCUUUAUUGAUCUUUUCAGGAUAUUCUGGUUUGCUCAGAAA
This is a messenger RNA of Cyprinodon variegatus (sheepshead minnow), 2196 nucleotides long. RefSeq names its product calcium/calmodulin-dependent protein kinase type 1D-like (gene camk1gb). NCBI's taxonomy places the organism in Eukaryota, Metazoa, Chordata, Actinopteri, Cyprinodontiformes, Cyprinodontidae. Gene Ontology annotation, biological process: peptidyl-serine phosphorylation. The record is from RefSeq and is a predicted model, not a curated record. Gene Ontology annotation, cellular component: intracellular anatomical structure. The transcript has 13 exons. The coding region runs from base 115 to 1428 and encodes 437 amino acids. Gene Ontology annotation, molecular function: calcium/calmodulin-dependent protein kinase activity; calmodulin binding; ATP binding.